GUGCCUGAGGCUCUUUUGCCUUUUGCUCCUGAAAUAAGUGCAUAGUCGACGUGAAAAUGAUCCAUGUGCCGCUCCUGACCCUUACCUUGACAGCCGUUGCUGCGCUGCGGCCAUUUCGUGCGCCACAGACACAAAAAGACACUGUACUUGGACGGCGCGAUCUGGGCGCUGCAGCCGUCGCAGCGGUCGCAGCCUUGGCACCAGCGGCGGCCCGCGCGGAGCCGCGCGACCAGUGGAUCGCGGCGCAGAAGGAGAUCGACUCCAUCUUGGCUGAUUGGCCGAUCGCGGGCGGCGGCGACGGCAUCCGGCGGCGCAUCGGCACCGUCGGCACGACGAGUCCGUUGUUUGACAUCGAGAAGACUUGCCCGGAGACGGUGUGGAAAUCCAAAAAGCCGGACCUAGCAGCUCACUGAUUCGUUCACCGCAGGCCGGAAACUGAUCCCGACGGCCGACGACCCCGUCGCCUUCGCGGAGGCCUUGGAAGAGUUCGCGAGCGGCAUCGCGCGCGUCGACGGCAUGGCCUACUCGUCGAACUUCGCCGGCGGCUCGGGCAAACCCUCGGAGAACUCCGCGACGCGCUACAUCGAGCGGUCCAAGGACGAGCUCGUGGCCCUGAAAAAGGACGUCGCGAAGAUGAACGCCGCGCUAGGACAAUAA
This is a messenger RNA of Pelagomonas calceolata, 657 nucleotides long. The record is from the annotation of a GenBank genome assembly. NCBI's taxonomy places the organism in Eukaryota, Pelagophyceae, Pelagomonadales, Pelagomonadaceae.